AUGUGUGCUAUUGCUGAUAAAUCCGGCGACGGGGAGCUGAAUCCGAACAAGGCAUCGUUCCAGCACAUCUAUAGCGAACCGACACCACUUGGAUACUACAAGACUCUGACGCCCCUAGGCUACGGCGACUACCAUGACCAGUUCGCCCAGCUCAUCGACACCAAUAAACCAAACCUCCGCCUCGGCGUCAGGAGGGUCAUCGACAUCGGAUGCCUGUACGGCUCCACGGCAAUUGCCUACGCGCAAGGUGCUCGGUGGACUCAGUCGAUUCAGCCCCGGGCCGUCAGCCAUCUCGACAUGACCGGUGUGGACAUUAGCGAGAAUGCGCUCCAGUUUGGCCUCAAGGUAGAUGUUGAUCAUGACCAGGCCGGCAUCUUCACCAAGGUCAUAAACCAAGACCUCAACGGGGCACUGUCGAGGGAUUUCUACCAUGCCCUCGACAACGCCGAUGCCCUUCUGUGCAUGAUGUGCCUCUCGUACGUCCGAGACGGCGUGUUUGCCUCUGUCCUGCGGCGGUUUGCCCAAAACGGGGGCAAAUAUGCGAUAUACAGCACCAUUCCCAUGUUUGACGACCGGUGCUACUCGCCCAAGGCCCUCGGCAUCGAGGUCAAGUGGAGCAAGUCGGUCGUUCUUCGUCACCGGGCCCUGACAGACGACGAAGUCAAGAUGAACGGUGGUGUGGCAGACUCGUUUGUUAGAGUUUAUCUGGUCGAAUUCUGA
This is a messenger RNA of Metarhizium brunneum ARSEF 3297, 720 nucleotides long. The record is from RefSeq and is a predicted model, not a curated record. Lineage: Eukaryota; Fungi; Ascomycota; Sordariomycetes; Hypocreales; Clavicipitaceae.